AUGCGCAGCCACCCCGCAGGUGGGCCUGGCGAGCGGCGCGCAGGGGGAUGCGCAGCCGCCCGCAGUGGCCGGGCCACGGGCGCGGCAGUGGUCCGUGUGCCGCCCCACGCGGGGAUGCGAGCCAGCCCGACAGGGAGCCCGGCGAGCGGCGCAAGCAGGGGGUCUACGUGCCGCCCGUCAUGGGGAUGCGAGCCUGCCCCGCAGCAGGGGUCUUCAUGCCGACCUGUACGGGUCUCCGCGAGAUGGGCGCGCAGUGGGCACGCGAGCCGCCCCGCAGCAUGCACGCGUGCCGCCCGCAACUGGGACGUGAGCCACCGCAGGGGUCCGCGUGCCACCGCACGGGGUCCGGCGAGCGGCGCGCGGGGGCACGCGCGCGCCGCCCAUUCGGUCCGGCGAGUCGGCGCAGUAUGGGUCCGCGAGCGGCUCGGCCAGCGUGGCACGCGAGCCACCCCCGCAGGGGAACACGUGCCGCCCCGGCACAAGGUCCGCGAGCCGGGGCGCGCAGUAACAUGCGCAGCCGACCCGCAGGGGCCCAGUGAAGCCGGCGCGCAGGGACCGCGAAGCGGGCGCGCGGCGGGCACGCGAGCCGCCCCGCAGGGGGCCUGGCGAGCCGGCGCCCGUGGGUCCGCGUGCCGCCCCGCCGUGGGGAUGUGGAGCCACCCCACGUGGAGCCCAGAAGCCGGCGCGCAGGGGGUCUACGUGUCGCGCGGCAGGGGGAUGCGAGCCACCGCAGAGGAUCUUCAUGCGCACCCCGCACGGGUCCGCGAACAUGGGCGCGCAGUGGCACGCGAGCCACCCGCGAAGGUCCGCGAGCGGGGUCUACGUGCUAGCUCGCAGUGGACGCGAGCCGGCCCGCAGAAUGCACGCGCUGCCAACCCGCAGCUGGGACGUGAGUCGCCCCGCAGGAGGUCCGCGUGCCGCCCCGCACGGGUCCGCGAGCAGCGCCGCAGGCACGCGCGCCGCCGCGUGGCUGUCCGGCGACGGCCGCGCAGGGCCUCGCGCGCGCCCGCCGCGGGGUCCGUGUGCCGUACCCCGCAGUGGAAGCGUGCCACCGCCGGGGUCCGCGUGCCGCCCCCAUUUAGUCCGCGAGCGGCGCGCAGGGGGCUCCGCGUGCCCGCCCGCAGGGGUAGCGGCCACCACGGGGUCCGCACAGCCCCCAUUUAG
Molecule: messenger RNA, 1164 nt
Organism: Dovyalis caffra
Lineage: Eukaryota; Viridiplantae; Streptophyta; Magnoliopsida; Malpighiales; Salicaceae
Source: the annotation of a GenBank genome assembly